CCCAGCAGAGUCAGUCAGAGUGAUAACAUAGCAGAGCAGCAUCACAGACAGAGAGGGAAGCACAGCACAGGACAGACUUGACAGCUUCAAGAGGUUUCAGCGACACUGUCAAGUGUUCCGUAACGCCCAACCGCGAGGGGGCAUAUAUAUGAUAGUGGUGGAUCUGGAACACAGAGCUAGGAUAUCUAAAAGAGCGAGUGAGAAGCAGAUAAAUCAAAGGUGAAAUACUUGAUUCAACAGGCACAGACUGACGAGAAACAUGGCUCAAAUUGCUACAGAAGAAAUGCCCCGGCAUUUCCCAAGAAUUUCAAUGAGCGAGGUGGAUGAGAGAGUUCGCCUCAUCGCAGAGAAGGUAUACGCCUCAGCUCUUAAGGAAGAAGACAGCAAAGAAGUGUUGGCACUGUUCACCGUGCCAGAGGACUGUCCCAUCGGUCUACAUGAGACCAGAGAGAGGGCACUGAAGAAGGAGCUGGCAGAGGAUCAGUCACAAGAAUCUGUGAAAAGGAAGAAGAACUUUAUGUUCAAGCGUUCGCAGUCAGUAUGCUUACAAAUACCUUUUGGAGGAGACUGGACUCCAUCUGUGGUUUCACCAAUGCCUUCUCUGGCCCCAGUUGAGCCGGGCUUUCCCAAGAGUUUCCCAGACUUCCAAAGAGUUACUAUCAGUGGAGAUUACUGUGCUGGGAUCACAGUUGAGGAUUAUGAGCAGGCAGCUAAAACUCUCCUUCGAGCGCUGUGUAUCAGAGAGAAGUACACCAAGCUCGCCUACCACCGUUUCCCCAGGACCACGGCCCGAUUCCUACGCACCGCUGAAAAUGAAAAGUGGCAAGUGGAGGACGAGACGUUACCAGACAUUUGGCCUUUUCCUCAUGAAGGAGAGGAUCCAUAUUCCAUGGAAGGUAUUCCUGAAGACUUAAACUAUGAGCUCCAGAUGAAAGACGGCAUCGUUCAUGUUUAUGACAACACAGAAGCUCUGAAACAAGAGCAGCCCCACAGCCUGCCCUACCCCGACCUGGAGACGUUCGCUAUAGACCUGAGCUACAUCCUUGCUAUGAUUGCUGAUGGUCCAACAAAAACGUACUGUCACAAAAGGCUGAACUUUCUGGCCUCCAAGUUCUACCUUCACGAGAUGUUAAAUGAAAUGGCUGAGCUGAAAGAGCUGAAAGUUGUUGCACACAGGGACUUUUACAAUGUCAGGAAGGUGGACACACACAUCCAUGCUGCAGCGUGUAUGAACCAGAAACAUCUGCUGAAGUUCAUUAAAACCACUUACCAGACAGAGGAAGAUCAGGUGGUUCUGGAAAAAGGCUCUCAGAAGAUCACACUGAAGGAAGUCUUCAAAAAGUUGAACAUGGACCCUUAUGAUCUCACUGUGGACUCUCUGGAUGUACACGCUGGAAGACAAACAUUUCAUCGCUUUGACAAGUUCAACUCCAAGUACAACCCAGUGGGAGCCAGUGAACUGCGAGAGAUUUACCUGAAGACAGACAACUACAUCAAAGGGGAAUACUUUGCCCGGAUCAUCAAGGAAGUGGCUAAGGAGCUGGAGGAGAGUAAAUAUCAGCACGCUGAGCCUCGUUUGUCCAUCUACGGCCGCUCUCAGAGCGAGUGGGAGGGUCUGGCAACCUGGUUUAUUCAGCACAAAGUGCACUCACCCAACAUGAGAUGGAUGAUCCAAGUUCCAAGAAUCUAUGACAUUUUCAGGUCACAGAAAUUAGUCCCAAACUUUGCCAAGAUGCUGGAAAACAUCUUUCUACCUCUUUUUGAAGCAACGGUGAACCCACAGAAGCACAAGCACAUCCACGUAUUUUUAAAAUACGUGACAGGAUUUGACAGUGUGGAUGAUGAGUCCAAGCACAGUGACCACUUGUUCACUUACAAAAGUCCGAAACCUGAAGCAUGGACUGAAGAUGACAACCCUCCCUACACCUACUACCUGUUCUACAUGUAUGCCAACAUCAUGGUGCUAAACAACCUUCGCAAGGAAGGAGGACUCAACACUUUCCAGUUUCGUCCCCACUGUGGUGAGGCUGGAUCCAUCACACAUCUCGUCUCUGCUUUUCUGACAGCUGACAACAUCUCUCAUGGACUCAACCUCAAAAAGAGUCCAGUCUUGCAGUACCUGUACUACCUGGCCCAGAUCCCAAUCGCCAUGUCUCCACUGAGCAACAACAGCCUGUUUCUGCAGUAUUCAAAAAACCCUUUGCACGAAUUCCUACAAAAAGGCCUGUGUGUUUCUCUGUCCACUGAUGACCCUAUGCAGUUCCAUUACACCAAGGAGCCUUUAAUGGAGGAAUAUGCAAUUGCUGCCCAGUUGUGGAAGCUCAGUACCUGUGAUCUGUGUGAAAUAGCGAGGAACAGUGUGCUGCAGAGUGGCCUCUCACACCAGGAAAAGAAACACUUCAUCGGCCCCAACUACCUUGAGGACGGACCAGAGGGCAACGACAUACGGCGGACAAAUGUGGCACAAAUACGCAUGGCCUAUCGCUACGAAACUCUGUGCAACGAGCUGAGUUUUCUAGUGGACGCCGUAAAGACUGAUGAGGUCAUUAACCCAUCGCAGUAAUCAACUGCAGUAGUGAAAACUGUAACCUGCACACUGUGGGUAAGAGCAAGCAAACACAAAUCUGUUUUUUAACAUAACUUUAAAAAAGCCAUUCUAGAGACUUAAAGUUAUGUUUUAUUCAAUUGACAUUUGAAGCAGCUGUUAGCAUAAUCUUAUUUAGCUUUGUAGGUUUCUCUGCAGCUUAGCAAUAGAAGAGCAAUGCAGCGGUCAGUAGAAGCAAAAGAAGGGCUGUCUUGAUGUUGUAGUCAACAGAGCUCUGAUUGGUCUGCAGACAUAUUCAUACUGCCGUAAUAUGGCAAUAAAAAAAUGGCAAUUUGUUACUGUUACUGCAAACCACCCUUACCUUUAUUAUUACAACUUCACUUCUGCUGUGAAAUACAUUUCAACCACAAAGCAGAUUUGAAUUAAGCAAAUUGUGUUUUGUUAUGGACAAAUGUAGAAGCAGGGCAUAAACGUCAAUUUUUUGUGAAAGCAUGUUUUGUAAAGUUUUAUAAAUUUAUAAAUCUUUUCAUUUUCAUAGUUCAUCUUUUAAACGUAAAUGAUAACUGCACAAUGAAUGAUCCUCAGACAGGUUCACAUCUAACAAGUCUGAAGUACAUUGUGAUUUGAUUGACUUUUUUAUGUUUUUAAUGUUUCUCAGGUUUUAUAUGUAAAAUAAAAACUACAUAACAGUU
This is a messenger RNA of Cynoglossus semilaevis (tongue sole), 3237 nucleotides long. RefSeq names its product AMP deaminase 3-like. The coding region runs from base 260 to 2563 and encodes 767 amino acids. The record is from RefSeq and is a predicted model, not a curated record. The transcript is spliced from 15 exons. Lineage: Eukaryota; Metazoa; Chordata; Actinopteri; Pleuronectiformes; Cynoglossidae. Gene Ontology annotation, biological process: AMP metabolic process; IMP salvage. Gene Ontology annotation, cellular component: cytosol. Gene Ontology annotation, molecular function: AMP deaminase activity.